AUGUGGAGUACAGCGCGAGUGAGAGCGUCUGGGCCGAAGCAGUGUUGCGUCGACGGGGAGCUCGGGGGCGUGAGGUGCAUCGGCCGGGCGGACGAGGGUCAUUCCUGCAGUAAGUGGAUUCCACCAUACUGCGUCUACAUUUCACCCGCUAUGGAUUCUGCUAUGGAUUCUCUAAACUCGCUCGCUCGCAGGGACGGACGUGCCGUGUGGGUGCGUGGAAGGCUUGGAGUGCGUGCAGGUGAGCAAGAAGUACAAGAUACCGGGCGUGUGCCAGGUUCCGAAGGCAAAGGCGAGCCCGUCGGGGGGUGGGGGUCAGUAGGCAGGACCUUUCACAACGUAGGGAUUUCCAGAUCUUGA
Molecule: messenger RNA, 357 nt
Organism: Purpureocillium lilacinum
Lineage: Eukaryota; Fungi; Ascomycota; Sordariomycetes; Hypocreales; Ophiocordycipitaceae
Source: RefSeq, a predicted model, not a curated record